AGGGAAGGCAAAGAGAGAGAAAGACUCAGACAGAAAACUCGACGUUUUGCCUGGAUCGCUGGGAUUGUGUGUGUGUGUGUGUCUGUGUGUGUGUCUGUGUGCCGGAAAUCUUUAAGCGGAGGCGCUGGACCUGUCUGUCCCCAUUUUCUGCCUGGGAGGAGGAAGGAUGGAAGAUCAGAACCGUCUGCUGCAGGCUCGGGGAGCCGGCGGCGGCGGCGGCGGGGUGGGAAUGCCCGGGCACCCGGUGCAAAGCGGCCUCCAGCCCCUCAGUGCCCACAUGCACGAAAACGCUACGGAUAACGGGGACGGCAGGAAGCAAGACAUCGGGGAUAUCCUUCAUCAGAUCAUGACCAUCACUGACCAAAGUCUGGACGAAGCUCAGGCCAAGAAACAUGCCUUGAAUUGUCACAGGAUGAAACCAGCUCUCUUCAGUGUUCUGUGUGAGAUUAAAGAAAAGACUGGCCUGAGUAUUCGUAGCAGUCAGGAGGAGGAGCCAGUGGACCCCCAGCUCAUGCGAUUGGACAACAUGCUGCUGGCGGAGGGGGUAGCUGGACCGGAGAAAGGCGGGGGAUCCGCGGCAGCCGCGGCAGCAGCAGCAGCUUCUGGCGGAGUGUCACCCGACAACUCGAUCGAGCACUCGGAUUACCGGGCAAAGCUGGCACAGAUUCGGCAGAUUUACCACACGGAGCUGGAGAAAUACGAACAGGCCUGCAGUGAAUUUACGACACACGUCAUGAACCUCCUGAGGGAGCAGAGCCGAACACGGCCGAUCUCGCCGAAGGAGAUCGAGAGAAUGGUUGGGAUCAUCCAUCGGAAGUUCAGCUCGAUCCAGAUGCAGCUAAAGCAAAGCACAUGCGAGGCAGUCAUGAUCCUUCGGUCCCGCUUCCUUGAUGCCAGGAGAAAAAGGCGUAACUUCAGCAAACAGGCCACAGAGAUUUUGAAUGAAUACUUUUACUCUCACCUCAGUAACCCUUACCCCAGUGAAGAGGCCAAAGAAGAGCUGGCAAAAAAAUGUGGCAUCACUGUAUCGCAGGUCAGUGUAUCCCAGGUGUCCAACUGGUUUGGAAACAAGCGAAUUCGGUAUAAGAAGAACAUUGGUAAGUUCCAGGAGGAGGCUAACAUUUACGCUGUUAAGACCGCCGUGAAUGCGACAGCAGCCUCUCAGAACAGCCAAGCAAACUCGCCCACCACUCCCACCUCAGCAGGUUCCUCUGGAUCGUUUAAUCUAUCCGGCUCUGGGGACAUGUUCAUGGGAAUGCAAGGGUUAAAUGGGGACUCGUACCCCGGGGCACAGGUCGAGUCACUUCGUCACUCUCUGAACCAGACUGGGGGCUACGGAGAAGGACUGGGUGUCAAUCAGAUCUACAGUCCACGGGAUGUGAGGGCUAACGGAGGCUGGCAAGAUGCGGCCACCCCGUCUUCUGUGACAUCGCCAACAGAAGGACCCGGAAGCGUACACUCGGAUACCUCCAACUGAUCCCCUAGCAACAGAACCAUUCCCUGAUCCAACGGGCUUUCUCCAGAGUUGACCAAUACGAAGAGAAGAAAAAGUAAUGAAGAGACGAGGAUGAUAAAAGAAAGGGGGGUGAUGUUGAUACUAACCAAUCACCUUAUGUUUUAUUGUAAAACCUUUGGCUUCAGUGUGGUGAUUAAAGGAAAGGCUGCUAUUUUGUACAAAAAAAACCCCCAAAAUGUCACAAGUGCUUUGACUUGCACUGUUUCCGUGGGAACGAGGCAUGUAGCCUGCACUGCCACAUGUCCUGGCCCGACAUCAGUCAUUUGCAAUACGCAGGCAGCCGAGUGCGCCCAGCAUAAGAGUUUCUCCUCGUGGAAGUAAGGAUGUUGUCUAUAGUGCGAGGGGUGGAGCUUCAACAGUCCAGUGAUGACUUACUGCCUUAGAAUUGGCCUGUGGUAAUGGCACAGGAGGGAGGUGGGGAUCCAGGAGGUCGAUAGAGAGAAUUGCUAGGUCACCCCAAGAGACAUGCUGUGCAAGCGUGCUGACUGUAUUCUUUCUCGUUCAUAACUUCAUAUUUUUAAUUUCGUGUUUAUAAACACUUUGUGGGGAGGUGGGCAGUAUUCUUAUCCCAAUGAGGAAAGACCUAUACCGCUAAAAGCUCAUCAAGGUCAGUGGUUCUGCUGUUAACUGAGUGGCUCCCAUAGUUGAAAAGCUAGGAUGAUGGUGCAGUUGACAGUAAGCAUCAAGUCAUGUUUGUUUGCUCUGAAUUUAAUAAGGGCAGGGAAAUCCCUAUCUGCCUCUCUAUCUAUCUUUCUUGUUUACCUCUUGCUCUCUCUUUCACUGUCCUUUUUGUUUCUCCCUGCUUUUUUUAGUCUGCUUUUCCCACUCAAAUUCUUUAUCUCUUUUUCCACUCUCUCUUUCUCCCUUUCCUCCUCUCCUCCUUUCUCACCUUCCUUCCCCAUUUUCUCCUUUCAGUCUUUCACUAUUUGUAUUCGAGCAACUUGCCCCAUAAAACUGGAUAUAGUUGUUGCUUUUACAAAGGUCAGGACUACUUUUCCUAGGCUAGACGAGAGUGUGUCUUCACAGAGUAAGAGCAUCUAUAGCAUAGUUUCAUUUGGGAGUGAUUCUUUCUUUAAGCUGAGAAUAUGCAGUUUAACAUUUUACUUUUCAAAAUUUUUUUUACAGGUUUAGAAACAAUACGAACCAGAAAACACCUUAAAGGGCAUGUUUGAAAGCAAGGAGAUUGUAAAAUUUGUUCACUUCUUAGGGGGUUUUUUCCUGGUUUAUGGGGCAAAUCCCUGUGACCUGUUAGCUCAGAACUUUGCUCUUUGACAGGAGGCUGGAACGAUGGGUUGAAAAUAUUUCAUCCUGUCUUUCUCCCCACCCCACCCCUCCACCCUCACUAAAAUGAGGAUGGAGAAUCCAGCCUCGGUUCCUCACAAGCACCAAAGUGCCCAACCUCAGGAUUAUUAGCUUCAUCGGUCUUACACGGAGAGACUCCAAGCGUCGCUCAUACUGGUAAUGGGGAGCAGCUGUUGUUAGAAAAUGAUGCUUUUAUUUCUUGACUACCCAUAAUAAUGGGAGAGGGCUCCAGCGUGGACAUGUAGGGCAGUGAAUUAAUACCCUGAGGCUGCCUCCAGGUGACUUUUGAGAGAGGAGGUGGAGCUUUUGGGAGUGAGAUGUGUGAUUGGCCAACCUCUUUUAGUCAGGUCCUACAAGGUGCGAGUGUAAGGCUGCCAACCAUCCAGGGUUCUCCUGCAGUCUCCAGGAAAUAAAGAUUAGACUGCUGCUUGUGGCAACUCUGGAGAAAAAUCAUAAGGGCAUUUAAUGCAAGGUGCUUUUUUAUUCUAUUUAGUUUAAGCAUUUGUGCUUUAGUUUUACAGACGUUAGAAAUGGGGAAGUGGCUGUUUUCCUACUAGUCAAGGAUCAUCCAAUCAGGUAACAUUGUUUGUUAGCUUUCUGAUUGGUGUGGGAAAGCGAUAAUAGAUGCAUCAGGUGACCAAUGGCAUGAGUGGGGGCGGAGUCAUGUGACAGUCCUUCCAUGAACUCGGGCCAACCAAAAUUUGGCAACUUUGAGAGCGCCCCUGUUGGCGUGAGAGGUUAUACCUUCAGCCAAGAUCAAGGUUGGGGAGGCAGUCCAUUGGCAUCCACCUGGUUAAGGUCUUGGAGCUGCGCUCACUGAGGUUUUAAGGGCAAUAAUGCUGGGCUUGCCCCACUGGUUGGAGGAGCGUGGAUGUCUUUUAGAGCAGUGUGCAUGGCUGGCAGAAUAUGAGUCUAGAAACCCAAGUCCUUGUUCUUCCCUCGAGAGCAGGCUGAGCGUUCAAAGACACAAGGCCAGACCAAUGGUGAUUUGUGACAUUACCCCUGUGCUUUAUAUUGUUCUCAAAUGACCCACACAUUGAUUUGCAAGCCCAGGCAAAGGUGAUAAAUAUCCUCUGGAUCAAAGGCUCUUAAAGGCAUUAAAUGUCAAUAGUUUCUGAUCUAUUCUUAAAAGCUUCAAAACUACAAAGGAAGGUGACUACGUUUUAUAUAUUUUAAAGAUAAAUCGGAGGGGGAUGAGUCUUUUUGUUCUGGUUACGUUUUAAGGUUUGAUCACACACUGAAGGCUGGGGUUUUACAGUGAGGUUUUUAACACUGCGUUUUAGUUGUGCCAACCUGUGGGGGCACAGUGUAUAUACUGUAGAAAGAAGUAUUUGUACAUGACUAGCCAAUCAAAAAAAAAAUAAAAAUAAAACAGCUUUAUUACCUCAUGCAAGCUCAUAUAAACCAAUAGAAUUACUACACGUUCUACCGAUUUAGACUGCUCACAUACUACCUCUGACAACAUUCACACUAGAAAAUCUUUUUGUUUGUUUGUUUUUUCCUUUAAAGUGUUAUUCGGGUCAGCACAAAAUUGCAGUGUAAUGAUUUUUAUCUGAAGACGCUCAGAAAAUAAUAACUCUGGCGAUUUCCACAUGUUCCAUGAUUAUGGACCUUAAUAGGUGAAUCCUUUUUUUUUAAGUGUAAAUCGAAGACCAAUUUUUAAUGAUUUUUGUGGCCAAUUUUCAAAUGUUGCUUUAAAGGGGCACUGUCGUCAUGGACUCUGGCCUUAAAGAGGGGUCAUUAACCGUUGGCUUGAGCUUUUUUUUUUGGACAAAAGUGUGCUUGAUCUCUUCUGCAUUUGUUUCAAAGAGAGAGAAACACUUCUCAUUAAACAUUGUGCUCCUAUCGUUCUCUCUUUCUUCCUUCAAAGAUGCAAUUCAGGCUACAUCCUUGAAACUUAUUCAUAAAAUAUUCUCAUAAGUGCAACGCCUUGGUCCUUCCCCAUUACGGAUGGCCCUUGUGUCUGGUUGUUGUGUACGUAGGUCGAGCUGUUCCCGAUGACAGUGGCCCCUUCAAUAAUAGUGGACUGGGUGGACAGAGGGACAUGAAAGGAAGGAAGGGGCACUGGGACAUUCUUUAGUUCCUGGGCAUGAGGGCCUUGCCCACAGCCUCGCCCAUUGCCAGUCUGAGUUUGUUUUUACAAUGGGGAAGGGAGAUUUCCAGCUUUGUGUCCACGCUGGUUAAAGGAUCCUGAUGGGUGAUGCUCUGGAAACUGGACUUUGAACAAAACAAAAAUGUGGUCUUGUGUCUCCGUAUCUAUUUUAGGAGGCGGAGCAUGCAGUUAGCCAAGAGUUGAAACCUCUGCCCCAAUUGUUCCCUGCUGGACUCUCUGGUUUGGUGGCCAGAUUUGGGUUGGAGAUUAAUUUUCUCCUCACUGGCUAUUGAGGUCCUUUUUUCAAAAGUCCGUUUGCUCUCAUCUGGUUCAAUGGAGGACACGUGGGCAACUAGCAGUUAAGGUUUGGGAAGAUGUCAAGAACAGAGAGAACAAAAGCAUUUGCCCAGCUCUUUGCGAGUGCCACAGUUGCACAGUUAGGAAAGACCUGUUGAUUGGACAGUCUUCCCUUCCUGGUUACCAAGUGAGCUACCACCUACAGGACCCUACAAAAGUAGGGGCCUACACUUGCACUCAAAGAUAUUGCUAAACAAUGAGUGCAAAAUUAUACCUUUUUUCAGGGGCUAUGGGAGUAAUUGGGUACCUCUUUCAUAGAGCCAGCACAGGCAUGAUGGGCUGAACGGCCACCUUCUGUGCUGUGUCAUUCUAUAUCAUUAUCAUGUGGGAGGAUCUAUCAAAUGGCCUAUAAGAUUGCAAUGUUUCAUAUUGUAAAUAAUAAGAAUCAGAAGGAGAUUAAUGAGGCAAAAAUUGGUGAUUGUGGGGGAUGGUUUUUCUUUGUGAGGGGGUCAGUUUGCCAGUACAGUUGGGAAGUUUUCGUGCAGAAUCGGUUCCUGGGAUAGCAUGACCAAGUUUUCCUAUGGUAACAGUCCAUUUUCCACCCAGAGGAGACUUGAACAGUGAAGCAACAAAAUGGCUUUGCCCUCUCCCCAGUGCCUCCACUUUUAAAAUGCUGUAGCAACUGCUAGCCCCCAGUCCUGGGUUUCUCAUAACCCUGUUUUGCAUUGGCCUUCAGUGAAGACAACUAUCUCUUCAGACCCAAUGUUGGUUUUGAGGGGAUUUAUUUGAGGCGACUAUUCCCUCUACACACCUGAUGACCUCCUGCUGGCAAUGCAGUGCCUGCAUGGAGCCUCCAUUACAUGAAGGCUGGGUUGUAAAUUUGUAAGGACAAUUCUUUUCAAAAUGAAAGGUUGCAAAUGAGGUAGCCCAUUAUUGUUCCAAUGGAAGCAGCCUGAAGGUCUUUCCAGAUGAUAUUUGGGCUGUAAAACCCAAACUACUUCUGUUCCCCUCCCUCACCCCCAUUCUUAAGCGUUGUACCUUUAUUCAAAGCAGAAGGACUGGCGGCGGGGUAAGAAACUAAAGUGAAUGGCAUAUUUGGCCUCGCUCUGCACCUUUGGAGUGCAUCAGAGCCUGCCCAGAAACCGAGUUGCAGCCUUUGACUGGCGCAGACAUUUCACCCUCUCCUAUGACCCCCAAAACAAAAAAAAAUACUUUUGUCACAAAGCCUUCGGAUUAUGGGCCCCAAAAUGAGGGCAAGGCUCCCUUGACCCAUUGCAAUGUGAACAGAGCUGAUUCUCCUCUGUGUACAUGAGACUGGUUAGCAGAAAGGCAGAAGGGUUCAAUUUGAAAGUUGCCUGAACCGUGGCCAUCGCUGUCUUGGUUUGAUUUGAAAAAUAACUCUUAAUAGUUUCUGACCUUAUUUUUAAAUCUUUCUUUUCCCCCUCCAAUUUUGAUGUAUUCCAUGUAUGCUUUAUGAUAUGAAUGUGCACAUUUUUUUUUAAAAGAGAAAAAAAAUGAUAGUAACAGAGAAUGGGUUGUGGUUCUAGCUUAAGUGAAUCUUAAAUUGCUAUUUCUAUUUCAAAUGGUCUUUAGUAGAGUGGCAGAGUGCCCUUUUUUUGGCAGAGUGUAGGCCAUUCGUGAGCAUGCUCUGGUCAGAAAGCAUGUGUGGCAUCCGUGUGUACCCCUGCCUAUCCUUCCCCAACCCACCCUCCCCAUCCCCCUCACUUAACGUUGGACUAUCGACACUUAAAAUGUCUGCCAGUCCGGAACCUUUGGGGUUAGGGGUGAGGAAAUGGAUGGGGGUGAGUGAAAUCUGGGCCUGCUUUGGAAGACCUGGCCUUUUGGUGAACCGCGUGGUGGCUCCUCUUAAGUUAUUUUCGCAAAGAAAUCUUGAAGGGAAACCUCCACAUGGCUUAAUUUUGACAAAGCUGUUUGCCAAAAGUGUACUCUUUGUUUAAAUUACACACACAUGCAAAAAAAAAAUCAAGUUUGAAAUGCACACUGCAAAGUGGGGGGAGUUGGUUGGGCUGCCAAAACCAGAACCUGUCUCUUUAAGCGUUAUGCUGCCAUUCUGUGCUGCUAAGUAACCAUAAUUGCUUUCAAUAAACUUUAUUGUUCCAUGCA
This is a messenger RNA of Carcharodon carcharias (great white shark), 7331 nucleotides long. RefSeq names its product pre-B-cell leukemia transcription factor 2-like. The transcript is spliced from 9 exons. Lineage: Eukaryota; Metazoa; Chordata; Chondrichthyes; Lamniformes; Lamnidae. Gene Ontology annotation, biological process: embryonic organ development; brain development; animal organ morphogenesis. Gene Ontology annotation, molecular function: DNA-binding transcription factor activity, RNA polymerase II-specific; RNA polymerase II cis-regulatory region sequence-specific DNA binding. Gene Ontology annotation, cellular component: nucleus. The record is from RefSeq and is a predicted model, not a curated record. The coding region runs from base 167 to 1477 and encodes 436 amino acids.